Messenger RNA from Condylostylus longicornis, 2508 nucleotides. RefSeq names its product carnitine O-acetyltransferase (gene CRAT). The coding region runs from base 389 to 2341 and encodes 650 amino acids. Lineage: Eukaryota; Metazoa; Arthropoda; Insecta; Diptera; Dolichopodidae. The record is from RefSeq and is a predicted model, not a curated record. Gene Ontology annotation, cellular component: peroxisome. The transcript is spliced from 10 exons. Gene Ontology annotation, molecular function: carnitine O-acetyltransferase activity. Gene Ontology annotation, biological process: carnitine metabolic process, CoA-linked.
UAGUUUAUAAAAAUCGCUACGCUAGUCUUAAUAGUGAAUUAUAAAACAGGAAUAGUAUGCUAAAUUGAAUUAAUGUAUGUAGAUACGUACACACAAUCAUAAGUGGAUAAUAUACAGAAAUUUUCAACUCAUAUGAUAUUACCUACUAUUAUUAUUCUUUUCAAGCGUAUAUUUUGUAGAAAAAGCUUUUGAUAACAUUAAAAGCGAAUGUUAUUUAGCUCGAUUCACAACGUUUUUGUCUAUUAAUAAAACACAAACUAUUCUGAUUUAUUAUAAAUUUUUGUUAUUUUUGAAAAGUGAAAGUUGAAAUUUGCAUUUGGCUUUGAAACGUGGACAUAAUUUACUUUUGUUUAGUAAAUAAUUUCUUAUUAAAUCAAUCAUCGUUUAAAUGCAGAAUCAAAGAAAUUUGCGUAAUUUAGAAGAAGAAAAGAUGCAAAUUUUAACAAGAAAAAUUUUAUUUUCUUUGUUUAAGAAUCCAGCCUUAAGUGAAAGUCUAUAUCGUUCUAUUUACUCAAGUUCUGUGGUAUUAAAUAAUUCAGCAGCAAAUAUAACUGGACAAAAACUAUUAACAUAUCCAGCUUUAUCUCUUGAAGAUACAUUAAAUAAAUUUAUUAAAACUGCCCAACCAUUUUUAACAAAAGCUGAAUUAGAUGAAACAGAAAAUCAUAUAAAACAUUUUCAAAGAGGUGAUGGUAAAAAACUUCAAAAAUUACUAGAAGAUGCAGCUGGAUCUGAAUCAAAUUGGCUGGCUGAACGUUGGUUAAGAUGUGCUUAUUUAGAAUAUCGAGAUCCCGUUUGUGUCUUUUCAAGUCCAGGAAUGACAUUUACACCACAAAAUUUUAAAACUGAUGAUGAUAUGCUUCAAUUUGCUGCAAAAGCAAUUUACGCAAACUUACAAUAUAAGAAACAAAUUGAUGAUUCGAAACUACCUGUAGUAAAAAUGGGAAAAUUUGAGUUAGAUAACUCACAAUUCUAUCGAAUUUUCGGAACAUGUCGUUUACCACAAAAAAAUUGUGAUGGAAUAGAAUUUCAUCAUGCAACUUCGAAGCAUAUAAUUGUUAUGGCUAAGAAUCACUUUUUCUAUUUACCUGUUUAUACAAACAAUGGGGAAAUUAUACAUGGUGAUUAUCUUGCAAAAGCAUUGACACAAGCUUGGCAGGAAGCAGCAAAAUUGGGAAAUGCUGUACCUAUCGGAGUUUUAACAUCAGAUAAUCGUGAUAAUUGGGCUUCUGCUUAUGAGAAAUUAGUAGCUAUAAAAGGAAAUCAUGAUCUGGUGAAAAAAGUUCAAUCGGCAUUAUUUGUUGUAUGUUUAGAUGAUCUUGUGCCAGUUAGUGAUAACAAUGUUUAUGAAGUUUUAAGUAAACAAUUAAUACAUGGUGGCGGUUCAAGCCAAAACUCCGGUAAUAGAUGGUUUGACAAAUGUAUCCAAGUUAUCAUAAACAGAAAUGGUGUUGGUGGAUUUUGUUAUGAGCACUCACCUGCUGAAGGUGUAGCUAUCGCACAAAUGUCUGACAACAUAAUAGAUUUUGCGAAAAGUGGACAAUAUGAAAAAGGUGGUGUUCCAGAUAGUUCUUUCAAACCAGAGAGAUUAAACUUCCAAACAUCAAAUGAAUUACUUAAACAUGUUGAAAUUGCUAAACAAAAUGUUACUAAAUUAGCAAAUGAUCUUCAUUUGAAAGUUUUGCAUUACAAAACAUAUGGAAAGGGUUUCAUGAAACAAUACAAAUUGAGUCCUGACAGCUUUAUUCAAAUGGCAAUGCAAUAUGCUUUCUAUCGAAUGCACAAUGUACCCGGCGGACAUUAUGAAUCAGCUCAUCUUCGAAUUUUUAAAAAUGGACGUACUGAAACUAUCAGAUCCUGUUCAAAUGAAUCUAUAGAUUUUGCAAAAGAAUUUUCACAUGGUACAGCUAGUAACGAUAAAAAAUGUGAAUUACUUAGAAAUGCUGUUAACGCACACCGAACUUAUACAAAUGAAGCUCUUGCUGGUAAAGGUGUUGAUAGACAUCUUCUUGGAUUAAAAUUAAUGGCUAGAGAACAUAACCUACCGAUUCCUGACUUUUUUAAUAUUGAAGCAGUUAAACGUAGUGCUAAUUUCCGUUUAUCUACAAGUCAAGUACCUUCAAAACAUGUAUCUUUUAUGUGCUAUGGUCCAUUAGUAUCAGAUGGUUAUGGCAUUUGUUAUAAUCCUCGUGAAAAUGAUAUGGUUUUUGCGAUUUCAUCAUGGGAAAGUGCCUCUGAAACUGAUUCAGAUAAAAUGGCUGUUAAUUUAUCGAAAUGCCUUGAUGAUAUGAGAGAUUGUUUAGAAAAACAAGGAGUACCCCCACCGAAGAGUAAACUUUAAAAAAGAAAAUUAUUACGAUUAUUAAAUAUGACUGAAAAAAAUCUUAUUUUAUCUACUUACAUAUUUUGGAAUUAAAAUGAUUUUUUUAUCAAAAUAACUUAUUUUCAUAUUUUGUUUGUACAACAUACGAAUAAACAAACAACGUAUAUAUAUUUAUAAAAAAUUUA